AUGAAUAUUGGCGACAUGCCGCUCUCGCUGAAUUCGACAGUCACUCUAAGAUCUGGACGUGCAAUGCCUCUGUUAGGACUCGGCGUCUACCAAAAUACGGGGCCAACUGCGACUACCGCUUGCGCGGCCGCUUUCAGAGCUGGGUACAGGCACGUAGACUCUGCCCAAGUUUACAGAAAUGAGACUGAGGUCGGACAAGCGGUUAAAGAGAGCGGACUUGUACGGGAAAUGCUAUUCAUUACAUCCAAGAUUAACUCGCGAAAUCAUGGUUACGAAAAGACUCUGACGUGGAUAGACCAAUCUCUAAGGAACUUUGGACUCGAAUACAUGGACCUCUUUCUGAUUCAUGACCCGCUCUCUGGAAAAGAGCGACGGCUUGACACAUGGAAGGCUCUCAUCAAGGCACGGGACGAUGGAAAGAUCAAAUCUAUCGGCGUCUCAAACUACGGGGUGCGUCACCUCGAAGAGAUCAAGUCGGCGUCGUUGGAACUCCCUGCGGUGAAUCAAAUUGAACUACAUCCGUUCUGUCAACAAAGGCCGAUUGUACAAUGGUGCAAGGACAAUAACAUUGUCGUCCAGGCGUACUGCCCCAUCAUGCGCGGGCAGCGAUGGGACAAUCCAGUUUUCAAAGAGCUUUCGUUGAAAUACGGCAAGGAGGUUCCUCAAAUUCUGAUACGCUGGAGUCUGCAGAAGGGAUUCUCCCCUUUGCCAAAGUCGAUUCAUGACGAGCGAAUUAGAUCGAAUGCAAAUGUAUACGACUUUGCAAUCGACGAUGCCGAUAUGGAAAAACUUGACAGUCUGGAUUUGGGUGACAUGGGUGCGGUCAGCUGGAAUCCCAUCCACGCGCCAUGA
Molecule: messenger RNA, 852 nt
Organism: Serendipita indica DSM 11827
Lineage: Eukaryota; Fungi; Basidiomycota; Agaricomycetes; Sebacinales; Serendipitaceae
Source: the annotation of a GenBank genome assembly